Agelaius phoeniceus (red-winged blackbird) is the source of this 4503-nucleotide messenger RNA. It is a transcript of the gene CPS1, whose product is annotated as carbamoyl-phosphate synthase 1. The record is from RefSeq and is a predicted model, not a curated record. Gene Ontology annotation, molecular function: ATP binding; carbamoyl-phosphate synthase (glutamine-hydrolyzing) activity; metal ion binding. NCBI's taxonomy places the organism in Eukaryota, Metazoa, Chordata, Aves, Passeriformes, Icteridae. Gene Ontology annotation, biological process: 'de novo' pyrimidine nucleobase biosynthetic process; L-arginine biosynthetic process; L-glutamine metabolic process. Gene Ontology annotation, cellular component: cytoplasm; carbamoyl-phosphate synthase complex.
AUGACAAGAAUUUUGACAGCUUGCAAAGUGGUGAAGACUUUGAAAGGCAGAUUGAAGUUUUGCAAUGUGUCUGCUGAUCACUGGAGUUUCUCAAGGACAGGUACCAGACUGUUGAGCAUCAAGGUGCAGACAGCAAACUUGGUGCUGGAAGAUGGGAUGAAGAUGAAGGGCUAUUCUUUUGGCUAUCCAUCCUCCACAGCAGGGGAAGUGGUGUUCAACACGGGGCUCUCUGGAUACACUGAAGCCUUGACAGAUCCCAGCUACAAAGGGCAGAUUCUUACCCUGGCUAACCCCAUAGUUGGGAAUGGUGGAGUGCCUGACACGGCUGCUUUGGAUGAAAUAGGCCUCAGGAGAUUUCUGGAGUCUGAUGGGAUCAAGGUUUCAGGUUUACUGGUGCAGGAUUACAGCAAUGAGUACAGCCACUGGCAGGCUACUAGGAGCCUGGGAGAGUGGCUGUAUGAAGAACAGGUGCCUGCACUGUAUGGGAUUGAUACCAGGAUGUUGUCCAAAUUAAUUCGUGACAAGGGCACAGUACUUGGGAAGAUUGAGUUUGAAGGUCAACCCGUGGAGUUUGUAGACCCAAAUAAGCAAAACUUAAUUGCAGAAGUUUCAACAAAGGAAGUCAAGAUUUAUGGCAGAGGGAAUCCAAUUAAAGUUGUAGCUGUUGACUGUGGGUUGAAGCACAACAUCAUCCGUCUGCUGGUAAAGCGAGGUGCAGAAGUGCAUUUGGUUCCAUGGGACCAUGAUUUCACUGGCAUGGAUUAUGAUGGACUCAUAAUUUCUGGAGGUCCAGGGGAUCCUAUGAAGGCCCAGGAAGUGAUUCAGAAUGUCAGAAAGGUCCUGGAGAGCAAUCGCCCAGAGCCCCUGUUUGGAAUUAGUAUGGGGCAUUUAAUCACUGGAAUAGCAGCUGGAGCUUCCUCCUACAAGAUGCAGAUGGCCAACAGAGGCCAGAACCAGCCUGUCCUGAAUGCAGUGAGUGGCCAGGCUGUGAUCACUGCUCAGAACCACAGCUAUGCCAUCGAUGGCUCCUCCCUCCCUCCUGGCUGGAAGCCUCUCUUUGUGAAUGCCAAUGACCACACCAAUGAGGGAAUUAUGCAUGAGAGCAGAUCGAUUUUCACAGUGCAGUUCUAUCCAGAUGCAAAUCCUGGGCCCAGGGACACAGAGUUCCUAUUUGAUUCAUUUAUUUCCCUGGUUAAGAGAGGGAAAGGCACCACCAUUCCCUCGGUCCUCCCCAAGGCUGGAGUGACAGCUUCUAGAGUGGAGGUCUCCAAAGUUCUCAUUCUAGGAUCCGGGGGUCUGUCAAUUGGCCAGGCAGGGGAAUUUGAUUACUCUGGAUCACAGGCUGUGAAAGCCUUGAAGGAAGAAAAUGUGAAAAUUGUCCUCAUGAAUCCCAAUAUUGCUUCAGUGCAGACCAAUGAGACUGGCUUAAAGCAGGCUGAUGCUGUCUACUUCCUCCCCAUCACUCCUCAGUUUGUCAUUGAGGUCAUCAAGGCAGAGCAUCCUGAUGGAUUAAUCCUGGGCAUGGGUGGCCAGACUGCUCUCAACUGUGGAGUGGAACUCUUCAAGCAAGGGGUACUGCAGCAGUAUGGUGUGAAGGUCCUUGGUACCUCAGUAGAAUCCAUCAUGGCUACAGAGGAUAGAAAGCUUUUUUCUGACAAACUAACUGAGCUAAAUGAAAAGAUUGCUCCCAGCCUUGCAGUGGAAUCGGUUGAAGAUGCUCUGAAGGCAGCUGAAAAGAUUUGCUACCCUGUCAUGAUACGUUCUGCCUAUGCCCUUGGUGGGCUGGGGUCUGGAAUUUGUCCUGAUAAGGAAAGUUUGCUGGACCUUGGUACAAAGGCAUUUGCAAUGACUAACCAAAUUCUGGUGGAAAAGUCAGUUGUUGGCUGGAAGGAGAUAGAGUAUGAAGUUGUGAGAGAUGCUGCUGAUAACUGUAUUGCUGUCUGCAACAUGGAAAACAUUGAUGCUAUGGGAGUCCACACAGGAGAUUCUGUUGUGGUGGCUCCAAGCCAGACACUCAAUAAUGAGGAGUUUCAGAUGCUGAGGGAUCGUGCCAUCAAAGUUGUCCGACAUUUGGGCAUUGUGGGAGAAUGUAACAUCCAGUUUGCUCUGCAUCCAACUUCCCUGGAGUACUACAUCAUUGAAGUUAAUGCCAGACUCUCCAGAAGUUCAGCUUUGGCCUCCAAGGCAACAGGGUAUCCAUUAGCAUUCAUUGCUGCCAAAAUUGCCUUGGGCAUUCCCUUGCCAGAAAUCAAGAAUGUGGUGACAGGAAAAACCUCUGCUUGCUUUGAGCCCAGCCUGGAUUACGUUGUGACCAAGAUACCCCGCUGGGACCUGGACCGUUUCCAGCACACUUCCAACCGCAUCGGGAGCUCCAUGAAGAGUGUGGGAGAGGUCAUGGCUAUCGGCCGCACGUUCGAGGAGAGCUUCCAAAAGGCCCUGAGGAUGUGCCACCCCUCAGUGGAUGGCUUUGUUUCACAGCUGCCUAUGAAUAAAGCCUGGCCAGCCACUGUGGAUCUCCAGAAGGAGCUCUCUGAGCCAUCCAGCACUCGGAUAUAUGCAAUAGCCAAGGCCUUGGAGGAUGAAGUCCCUGUGGAUGUCAUUCACCAGCUCACAGCCAUUGACAAGUGGUUCCUGUACAAGAUGCGCAGCAUUGCCAACAUGGAGAAGAUCCUCAAGGAAGAGAACAGCAAAACAAUUCCAGAGGAGACACUGAGGAGAGCCAAGCAGAUGGGGUUCUCUGACAAGCAGAUUGGGAAGUGCCUGAGGCUGACUGAAGUCCAGUGCCGUGAGCUGAGGCUGAGGAAGGAUAUAGUGCCCUGGGUGAAACAGAUUGACACCCUGGCAGCAGAGUACCCAGCAGUGACUAAUUACCUCUAUGUCACCUACAAUGGGCAGGAACAUGAUGUAAAAUUUGAUGACUGUGGAGUGAUGGUGUUGGGCUGUGGACCAUACCACAUAGGCAGCAGUGUGGAGUUUGAUUGGUGUGCUGUCUCCAGUAUCCGCACGCUGCGUCAGCUUGGCAACAAGACCGUGGUCGUGAAUUGCAACCCAGAGACAGUGAGCACGGAUUUUGAUGAGUGUGACAGACUGUACUUUGAGGAGUUGUCACUGGAAAGGAUCCUGGACAUCUACCAAAAUGAGGGAUGCAGUGGCUGCAUUAUUUCUGUAGGUGGGCAGAUUCCCAACAACCUGGCAGUGCCACUGUACCAGAGUGGAGUGAAGAUUCUUGGCACAGAUCCUUUAAAGAUUGACCAGGCAGAAGAUCGUUCCGUGUUCUCAGCUGUCCUGGAUGAGCUGCACGUGGCCCAGGCUCCCUGGAAGGCAGUCAGCACACUGAGAGAUGCAGUUGAAUUUGCAAGGUCUGUGAGUUAUCCCUGCUUGCUGAGGCCCUCCUAUGUUCUGAGUGGGUCUGCAAUGAAUGUUGUAUUCACUGAAGACGAAAUGAAGAAGUUCUUAGCAGAAGCUACCAGAGUCUCCCAGGAUUACCCUGUGGUACUCACUAAAUUUAUUGAAGAUGCCCGUGAGGUGGAAAUGGAUGCUGUAGCCAAGGCAGGAAGAGUCAUUGCCCACGCUGUUUCAGAGCAUGUGGAGGAUGCAGGGGUUCACUCAGGAGAUGCCACCCUCAUGUUCCCCACACAGAGCAUCAGCCAGGAAGCCUUGGAGAAGGUAAAAGCUGCUACAAAAAAGAUUGCAAAGGCUUUUGCCAUCUCUGGUCCAUUCAAUAUCCAGUUCUUGGUGCAAGGCAGCAAUGUGCUGGUGAUAGAGUGCAACCUGAGGGCCUCACGCUCCUUCCCCUUUGUAUCCAAGACUCUGGGGGUGGACUUCAUUGAUGUGGCCACUAAAGUGAUGAUUGGGAAACAGGUUAAUGAGUCAUCCCUCCCCACAAUGGAACAUCCCAUUUUCCCAUCCAGAUAUGUUGGGAUUAAGGCCCCAAUGUUUUCCUGGUCCAGGCUGAGAGAUGCCGACCCUGUUCUCCGGUGUGAAAUGGCCUCUACUGGGGAGGUUGCAUGCUUUGGGGAGGAUGUGUACUCUGCCUUCCAGAAGGCUCUGCUUGCCACAGGGUUUACAUUUCCUAAGAAAGGAAUUUUGCUUGGAAUCCAGGAGUCCUUCCGCCCCAGGUUCCUCAGUGUAGCAGAACUGCUGCAUGAGCAAGGCUUCAAGCUUUAUGCCACAGAGGCAACCUCAGCCUGGCUCAAUGCUAAUGGCAUCCCAGCAAAUCCUGUGGCAUGGCCAUCACAGGAGAGCCAGAAUCCCAGCCUCCCUUCAAUCAGGAGGCUGCUGAGGGAUGGGAAAGUAGAUCUGGUGAUUAACCUGCCCAACAGCAGCACCAGGUUUGUCCAUGAUAAUUAUGUGAUCAGGAGGAUGGCUAUUGACACUGGGACUGCUCUGCUCACCAACUUCAAGGUGACAAAGCUUUUUGCUGAAGCUCUCAAAUACUCUGGAAAAUUGGACUCCAGGAGUCUCUUCCACUACAGACAGACUGACAAUGGGAACACUGCAUAG